AUGGAAAGCACUGACUCAGGAUUACCUGACCUGGAGAGAAGUGAUGAAGACGAGAAGAUUAUCAAAGAUUUGUCUUCAAACUCCACACAACUCACAGAUUGUGAACCUCAUGCUGACAAAAAUAAAGAUCCGUAUACAGAGAUGCCAGAAUCCAGUCCUGAACAAACUAUUACAACAGACUCCAGCUACAUUGUCACCUGUAGAGUCAGCAUCGCAUUAGCUAUUUUGAAAGAAUUGUUCUUCCAGUCUUAUGCAUAUUUUUUUGCACGAUUAAUACUGUUAUUUUUUUGGUUUGUUUUCUUAAAUCAAGUGGAGCAUGAGGAGCAUCUUACUAAUUCUGAGAAAAGAAAAAAAGAGACAAAAAAAAAGGCAUCCAGUGAGUUAGUGGAGGCCCCCAGAGCCCAGGGCUAUUAUUGCAUUGAGUACAACGUGUUGCCUGAUGACCCUGAACCAACCAGAGUAGAUCUAGUGAUGUUCGGCUUGGCAGCUAAACUCUACAUGGCCAACGAGACUAAGGUGCUGAAGCCCUGGCGAGAAGGAAACCAGUUGUGGGUAAGUUGGUCUCAGACUCUAAAACUCAAUGUCAAUAAAGAGCUUUUGAUUAAAUUGGCGUCACAUAAGAUCACAGUGAGAGUAUGGGACAGCAAAGACAAGGUGUCUUUCAAAGCCAAGAAUGACAGACCCAAAGCCUUCAGACUGCCACAGGAGAGGACUGGAGAGCAUCCAGAACAAAUGGGUGGCAUCAGGAAGAUGAUUUGUGAGAUGAGAGCUGUAUACGAGGAGGAGAACAUAAAAAUACGAUCAUUUAUGAAAAACCACAAAGAUCUAGUAUCAUCUGACUAUAGGAAGAGUUUGGAGCUUCAGUACAAUAGAACAGAAAAGAGCCGAACAUCAGCCACUAAGAAGACACUGUUCCAGAAAGCCGCCCAGGAUACUGCAGAACUCACUGAGGUCAAAGAGGAAAAAGAGUCAGCCUUGCUAGAACUCAGUUUUGCUCCUCUCCUUGCAGGUAAUGUCUUCCUAGUCACGUUAUGGUUUCCUUGUAUAAUAUAUGUAAUUUUACAACAUCAGCUAUCAUGUACUUAUGUCUUUAUGUUAGGGAGUAUGAUGCUCUCUGACCGCUUGGGAUUCUGUUCUGGAGGAGUAAAAGAGGGAUUCUGGAAUAUCACUCUUGAUCAGCCACUUCUAUCCGAGCAGCUAAAAGCUGAACUCAAUCCACUAAUCAUCACAGUUUUAUCAGCUUCCUCUCUGCCAUCAUCCCCUGUUCCUUUCCAUGCACUUAAGGCAAAAUGUCAUCCUGUCUACUGUCAGUACAAGUUCUGCAACAUGCCGGUCUACAGAAGCAAAGGCCAUGAUCACAAUGCUAAUAUCUGCUUUAAGGAUGUGAAUGUGAUUUUUACUGGUCUGCUGAGCCCUGGAAAGCUGUUUGAGUUUCUUAACGGUCCACCCAUGAAGAUUGAGGUCCAUGAUCGGGAUAAAAAAAUGGAGAAACCCUCCAGUAAACCAGCUAUAUUCGGGACUGACCCCAGUGAUGCCAAAGAAGAUUUGUGGGUCACACGUAAUGCAUUAAAAGCAGAUACUGAACUUCAUGAUCCAUAUGGCAUAGCCAAACUAGAUCUCUCAGAUCUUCUUCGAGGAUGCAGAUAUUUGAAACUGAAAUUGCCCAUAAGGAGAUCUUCAGAAAUUCCCUCAGAUAUUGCAAUGCCAUUGGGUCAUUAUCUUGAAGCUGACACCCAACUGAAAGUCCAGGUGGAGAUAGCACAUACCAUUCAUCGUGAAGAUAGCAACGGUGAUAGAGACUGUCCUUUUGGCCGCGUCAUAUAUGUCUUCAAGUAUAACAAUACACCUGUCUUAGCCAAACUGACAUCAGAAAUUCUACAGAUCAAUGCAGAUGCCUUCCAACUAAAGCAUUAUCCAAAAGAAACAAUUCAAAGGCUCCUGUCUUGUCAUAAAAUAAGCACCAAAGACAGGGAGAACAAAAGGUUUAAUGUUCUCACUGGAUUUCAUUUGAUGGAUAAGGCUCUACACCUUUUUGUUCUGGAAGGAUUGAAGGAUCAAGCAAUCAAAAGACUGUGGACUACAGUGCCUAUAAAGUAAGAAAGUCGUUAUUUAAAAUGCUCCCACAUGUGCACAACAUUUACCAAUAUGCAGCAAAGCAAAAUUCCUGAAGAUCAUACAGGCUGAUCUGAUCCUUUCCAGGUUGGAUGGUGAUGAGGAGGAACAGGUGACUGUGCUGUAUAACUCAGACUUGAGUUUCUCAGAGCGACUGUAUGACAUGCUUGAUGUGGGUCUGAGCCCCGUUUGCCUUGUAAAACCACUUGAGACCAUUUUGUUGGAGCCUCUGGUGUUUAUCAGAAAUACAGUUCCUCAUGCCUGUCUUGAAGCCUUAAAACGUAUGAGCCACAUCUGCAAAUCCAAGAAGCUUCAAGAAGUAGUGCACCACAACCUGUUACCAUCAGCUGACAUGAUUUUAAGCUUAAGCAAGGAGUUUGGAUCAGAUCUUAGGAGGCUAUGGUUAGCAACAGAGAACAAGCAAUUUCAGGAGGAUUUACCUGAUCAUCAUAACAUCAGAAAGAGAGCUCACACACCUCUAGACAACUUCAACAGACAAUACUUCCAAUGGAAACAGAAUGAGGGAAAUCACGUGAAGGACUUUAUCCAGGCAAACAUUGAAGACAUCCACAGGACAAGUAGCGACUUACAAAAGUCAAAGCCUAAUAUGUUUUUGGAUACUAUUACUGACAGUCAGAUUGUCAAUUACUACAAUGUUCAAACAACGAAUUCCCCAACUCUACUCUACAGACAAUUUUUGAAGGUUGGCAUAAUUUUAUUUAAGCUUGAAAACUAUAAAAAAGAUGACUGUGAUGUGCUUAGACAGGCUCCUGGGUCUUUCUGAGAAUAUACUACAACUGUAUAUUUAAAGUAAAAUACGACUAUUGUCUUUCUAGGACUCCAUUUGCAUUCGCUUCUCUUACCCUGGUUUUAAGAGCAGUAUUGAAUCUAACCAGCACCCGAAGCGGCCAGACGAUGCUCGGAUAGAGGAACUGAGAAAGGUGCUGUCGAGGUCAUGCCAUACUGCUGUUACCCCCAUCUGUGUCAUGUUUCUCUCUCAGUGCAAUGUCAACUUUAUGGACAUUCCUAAGAGCUUAAGCAAGAAGAUAGAGUUUUACCGAUGUUUACCUACCUUACCAACUUCUUUACAGAUCCCCAGAGCUUAAGACAGUAUUUAGUUGCAAGUGCAGUGACAGGGCUAAUGCUGAUUGACUCACGGGACACAGAGUUAUCUAGAAGCAUGUGCUUGCCUGAAAUUGAUUUAUCAGCCUUUCAAACUCUGUAACUUAUUGUUCCCUGCUGAACAUGAGCAUAGCACCCAAAAAUGUGAACCUUACAAAUGACAGAUUGAUGGUAUCAUUAGUAGUUUGUCCUAUUCGAGCAACUGAACAUGUAUAUUUAUGUUUUUCCAAAAGCAUUUAUUGCAACUAACUCUUUUACACAUGGGCUUAAUGAUUUCUUUUUUUCUUCACAGCCUUGGAGAGAAAACAUAUUACAUCGGAACAAAUUGAAGCCAACGCUUUCCAGAUUCAGGCUGCCAUGGAUCCACAGACAUCAGGAUUUUGAACUUUACUCCAAGCCCCCAUUAGAGUUUGGACCAGAACUCCCCCUGAGCAUCCAUUUGGCUGGAGAGGCUCUCCAUAAAGAGCAGCUUCAGG
This is a messenger RNA of Puntigrus tetrazona (Sumatra barb), 3710 nucleotides long. RefSeq names its product cilia and flagella associated protein 92 (putative) (gene cfap92). The record is from RefSeq and is a predicted model, not a curated record. The transcript has 10 exons. Lineage: Eukaryota; Metazoa; Chordata; Actinopteri; Cypriniformes; Cyprinidae. The coding region runs from base 1 to 2097 and encodes 698 amino acids.